Messenger RNA from Pistacia vera, 1899 nucleotides. RefSeq names its product DNA topoisomerase 6 subunit A. Bases 364 to 1659 code for a protein of 431 amino acids. Gene Ontology annotation, cellular component: nuclear chromosome. NCBI's taxonomy places the organism in Eukaryota, Viridiplantae, Streptophyta, Magnoliopsida, Sapindales, Anacardiaceae. The transcript has a single exon. Gene Ontology annotation, molecular function: DNA binding; DNA topoisomerase type II (double strand cut, ATP-hydrolyzing) activity; ATP binding. Gene Ontology annotation, biological process: meiotic DNA double-strand break formation; reciprocal meiotic recombination; meiotic DNA double-strand break processing. The record is from RefSeq and is a predicted model, not a curated record.
AGUUUAUGUGCACUUUAACUAAUUUUAGAAACCCUAAAAUUAUCGUCCCGUGACCACCCUCUUAGUAUCCACAGCAUUUAAAUGUGUAUAGAAUGUUAAUGAAUUAAGAAAAUCUCGUAACAGAAAAGUUGAUGUACUUUAGUUAAUAUAUGUUAACAAGUUUAUUAAUUUACAGAAAGAAAGAAAGAUACAGCCUAAAACAGCGGGGAAUUGUUUAGCUCCAUCCCGCCAAAAACAAAGAAUCCUGCAAAUAAACGAUGUCGUUUCUGAAUUUGUGCCACAGCAAAUGAAUUUUCAUGUCACACUGUCAGAGCUCACUACUUGAUUUGCCCUAACGAAGGAUUGCACUUCAUUGCUCGCCAAAUGGCCGACAAGAAAAAGAAACAAAAACGACGGCGACGCGACCCGUCGUCGGACGACGAAGCCGUACUCCCCUUCAAGGACAUCUUGAGGCCCGACUCUGAACUUCUCGAAACCCUCAAACAACUUGUGGAGGCCCAUAACGCAGUCUCCGACUCCGCCUCCGCCUCCACCUCUUCAUCCAAACCUUUAACUCUUUCGGACCUUAAUCUCUCCGCCACUUGUCGCGAAGUCGCCGACCUCUCUCUCUCCUCCGUCCAAUCGGCGAUCGAAACCCUAAUCCUCCAAGUAGCUCACUCCAUUGUAUCCGGUAACGGUUUCUCCUUCCAAGUCCCCUCACGCGCCUCCACCAACCAGCUCUACGUCCCCGAACUCGACCGCAUCGUUUUGAAAGACAAAUCUACCCAACGUCCCUUCGCACAUGUGUCAUCCGUACGGAAGUCCACCAUCACCGUCAAAAUCCUCUCGCUUAUUCACCAACUCUGCUUGAAGAGCAUCCACGUCACUAAGCGAGAUCUCUUCUACACGGACGUCAAGCUCUUCCAAGACCAGACCCAAUCCGAUACCGUUUUGGAUGACGUGGCGUGUAUGCUGGGCUGCACGCGCUCCAGCCUCAACGUCAUUGCCUCGGAGAAAGGCGUGGUCGUUGGAAGACUUAUUUUCAGCGAUAAUGGCGACAUGAUUGAUUGUACCAAAAUGGGAAUGGGAGGUAAAGCAAUUCCUCCGAAUAUUGAUCGAGUUGGUGACAUGCAAAGUGAUGCACUGUUUAUACUUUUAGUUGAGAAAGAUGCUGCUUAUAUUAGGUUAGCUGAAGAUAGAUUUUACAAUCGAUUUCCUUGUAUUAUUGUUACUGCCAAGGGCCAGCCUGAUGUGGCAACAAGGUUGUUCUUGAGGAAGAUGAAGACGGAGUUGAAGUUACCUGUUUUAGCUUUAGUUGAUAGUGAUCCAUAUGGUUUAAAGAUUUUAUCAGUUUAUGGCUGUGGGUCUAAGAAUAUGUCGUAUGAUAGCGCGAAUUUAACAACACCAGAUAUUAAGUGGCUGGGGAUUAGGCCUAGUGAUUUGGAUAAGUAUAAGAUACCAGAGCAAUGUAGGCUGCCGAUGACUGAGCAGGAUAUUAAAACUGGGAAGGAUUUGUUGGAGGAGGAUUUUGUGAAGAAGAAUCCUGGCUGGGUUGAGGAGUUGAAUUUGAUGGUGAAGACUAAGCAGAAGGCAGAGAUUCAGGCCUUGAGCACGUUUGGGUUUCAAUACUUGUCUGAGGUUUAUUUGCCCUUGAAGUUGCAGCAGAAGGAUUGGCUAUGAAAUGGUAUGAAAACUGCAUAAAUGUUGAGUGAUUUCUAAAUUUAUGUUUACUCAUCUUCGAAGUUAGCAAUAACAUUGAUUGCAAUCAUAUGUUGACUAUUUGUGUAUUAUCUUGGAUUCAUAUGCCUAUGAAAUAUAUAGGUCUUUGAUGCUCGCUUAUCUUUAUCAGUCAUGUUAUAUUAUUCAUGGAAGUAGUUUCAAUAUACUUGACUUUUACUAAUUCUUGUUGAGUUGAUUGUA